AUGGCUCAAGCACUCAAUUUUCCCGACAAAACCACAGAACCAUACGAUUCAAUUUAUAUUUUCUGUACUGAUACUGGAAAAGCCGCGCAGUGGGCAGCUCCACACUAUGAAUAUGUUAAAAUCUUCAGUUUUGAGGCCGAUCUUUUGACGCGAUUGACAAAAGAUCUGGGAGAAGAAUUCCUCAACCAUGGGCAAGAAUUGCUGGCAGCAAAUCAGAUCGAUGCAGCUGAUGAACGUCUAACCUGGGCCAAGAGUCUUUUUAUCCGUCAUGAUAAAUUGAAAUUUAUCCCGCAACCGACGCAGUCGCCAGCAAGCGUCAGCACGGAUAAACAACAGGAAAAAAUCUGUGACUUUCAGCCUACAUCGAAUCAGCAGGGAAAACCAAGUGAAAAAUUGAUAGAGAUCGACAGGCUUUUAGCAGAGGUGCACGAACGAGUAAAACAACGACGACAAGAUAAUGACCUGGAUCAUGACGAAUUACCAGCACUAGCGGUUUCGAACCAGAUAAUUAUUCGUCCAGAUCAUUGCGUAGUCUGGCUAGACGAACGGCUUGGCUCAUGCCAACAAGCCGAGACAGCAGCUGAACAUGAAACGGAUCUACCUAAUUUCACUUCAAUCCAACAGGACAAUUCCAGUCCUCGAUAUCUUGCUCAAUUAGAACACGAAAUGAAAAUAUGCUUCUUCAACACACAUGAAAGUGUAGAAACCUUUGAUGAUAUCGACGCAUGCUGCCAGUAUAUGAUUACCAGCACAGGUACUCAGACAAUUUUCUUCAUCACGUCUAGUUCAUUCGCUGAAAAAAUACUUCCAUAUCUGGCGGAAAAAUGGAAUUCGAUCAAGAUCUAUAUUCUUGGUGACUAUGUUCCAAGAGAUGUUGAUUUAAUUCAUAACUAUCAAGGGAGCAUCCAAAUUCUUCUAUUUGAUCUCUACAAGAAUCUUCUGAUUCGUAUUCUGCAAGACAUCAGCAAGCAUUAUUUAUCGAAAGGCGUCGAUCAUGGACAUCGUACAUCAUCAGCUGCCAUGUCUGCAUUGGUGUACUUUAAUUGGGCUAAAGAAACUGCAAUUCGGGCAAAUCAGCUCUCAGAAAAUGAUUUUAGAGAUCACUUGAAUGAUAUAGAAAAGCGGAUAGAUGAGACCGAGAAGUUGAUCAAAACGACACAAUUCACUGAUGAUGAUACAACGCGGCGAAUGGAAAUGUGUAGUCUCGACGAAGAUUCGGAUUCUGUGGUAAUAAUAUUCAUCGUCGGUUUGGAAAUGGAAUUAAUCCGUCUUGAUUCUGGCAUCGGGCAGCUUAUCACUUGUACUACGAAUGCUCAACUUAUGUUGGAUUUACCAAAUCUGAAAUCGUUGACUCCAAUUCUUAUCGUUUCACGUACAUUACCAUCCGAUGACCUACUGUCACGUAUGCAGCUGUUGCAUUAUUAUUUUUUUUCAAAACCACAAGAACCGAUGCAAUCUCUGCCGACAAGUGAUCGAAAUGUGAGCUACGUAUACUCGAUCGAUCAUCUAAUGAGUGAACUUUAUCACAAGUUGGGUCAGCACUAUCGAAAGCAUGCUUUUCGAGCGUCUCUUGAUCCUGAAGAUCAACACAAAGCUAAGCGUUUGCUUCAGAAAUCUACACAAUGUUACAAGCUGCUCGAGUGUGAUACGGAAAAAACAUUAAAACGCUAUGCUGAAAUGUUAAAAUAA
Didymodactylos carnosus is the source of this 1689-nucleotide messenger RNA. NCBI's taxonomy places the organism in Eukaryota, Metazoa, Rotifera, Eurotatoria, Philodinida, Philodinidae. The record is from the annotation of a GenBank genome assembly.